AUGGCAACUGCAACAAGAAAUGUAAAAUCAAUUGUUCCACUUCUUGACAGAAUACUUGUCCAACGUAUUAAAGCUCAACAGAAAACAGCUGCUGGAAUAUUGAUUCCUGAGAAAGCUUUAGAAGCUCUUAACGAAGGUCAAGUUAUUGCCACCGGUAAAGGUGCCUUAGAUAAGCAUGGAAAUCAUAUUCCAAAUCAAGUAAAACCUGGUGAUCGUGUUCUUCUUCCUUCAUACGGUGGAAGCACAAUAAAAGUUGGAGAUGAUGUAAUAUUGAGAAUUAAUUAA
Molecule: messenger RNA, 285 nt
Organism: Entrophospora candida
Lineage: Eukaryota; Fungi; Glomeromycota; Glomeromycetes; Entrophosporales; Entrophosporaceae
Source: the annotation of a GenBank genome assembly